AUGUCUGGAGUGUGGGGUUGGUUUGGGGGGCAGAGUGCCCAGAAGAAGAAAGAUUCCCCUAAGAAUGCCAUCCUUGGAUUAAGAUCGCAGCUUGAGAUGCUGCAGAAGAGGGAGCGACAUUUGCAAAAUCAGAUGGAUGAGCAAGACGGCAUCGCCAGGAAGAACGUGAGCACUAACAAGACCGCCGCAAAAGCAGCCUUGCGCCGCAAGAAGCAACACGAACAUACCCUUGAACAAACAACUGCUCAAGUAGCGACCCUCGAACAACAAAUAUACUCGAUCGAGGCGGCGAAUAUCAACAGGGAGACUCUUCUCGCCAUGGAGAAAGCCGGUGAAGCGAUGCAAGCUAUCCAUGGCAAGCUUAAUAUUGACAAGGUCGACGAGACAAUGGAAAAACUCCGAGAACAACAUGCGCUAGGUGAAGAGAUUGCUACUGCUAUUACAAGCGCACCUAUUGGCGAACCUAUCGACGAGACUGAGUUGGACGAUGAGUUAGCGGAGCUUGAGCAAGAGCAACUUGAUGAUAAGAUGCUGCAGACGGGAGCUGUUCCUGUCUCAGAUGAGAUACAUAGAUUACCGGCUGGUGUCAAUGGAGAGAUCAAAGCCCCUAAAGGCAAAGCACCUGUACAUGCUGAGGAGGAGGAUGAAGAGGAAGAACUACGGAAGCUGCAGGCUGAAAUGGCCAUGUGA
Molecule: messenger RNA, 690 nt
Organism: Lachnellula hyalina
Lineage: Eukaryota; Fungi; Ascomycota; Leotiomycetes; Helotiales; Lachnaceae
Gene: SNF7
Product: Vacuolar-sorting protein
Exons: 4
Coding region: 1-690 (229 amino acids)
Biological process (GO): vesicle budding from membrane; late endosome to vacuole transport via multivesicular body sorting pathway
Cellular component (GO): cytoplasmic side of plasma membrane; multivesicular body; ESCRT III complex
Source: RefSeq, a predicted model, not a curated record